Molecule: messenger RNA, 2418 nt
Organism: Psylliodes chrysocephalus
Lineage: Eukaryota; Metazoa; Arthropoda; Insecta; Coleoptera; Chrysomelidae
Source: the annotation of a GenBank genome assembly
GUCAACUGAGACAUUUUGUCAGUUUCUGUUUGUUGCAACAAACUUCAAAUUUUUUGUAAUUUCAUCUAUGUUCAUCCUUUCAAUGAUCAAAAUUCAGAUGUAAUUAAUUUUACAUAAAAUAUUUUAGACAUGGAUUAAUUGAAUAGUGUGAAUUUACACAUCAACAUAUAAAAUGUGACGCGUUAUAUUUAGGAACCAACCUAUUUCAUUUUGGGUUUAUUACAGUUCCAAUUCUAAAAAUUCACCAUGAAUAUCAAGAAAAAAUACGAUCCUUUACCAGGAGGAGAAGACGAAAGCUUCAGUGACAUGUUGUCCCCUAGUCGUACCUCAAAUAUAUAUACCACCAGCAGAAAUUUCAAUGUUGCUAGUUGUCCCACAGUCAACGAAGGACUUGAACCCGAUUAUGACGAGUCAAUACUAACUGAAGAAAAUAAUCUAUUAGCAUCACAGGUUGAACAAUCCGCUUGUACUUCAAAAAGUACCGAAAAAACUAAAGCCAAAGUCAUUAUCAAUGCGCCGUCAUCUGUAAAAGACAGACCUGUUAACUUGAAACUAAUAAAUCGAAGACCAACAGGGUUUAUUAGAUUGACUAGUGAAGAAUUGUCGAGGGAUAGUUCUUUAUAUAGAGGAACAACUUCUAAAUCAAACCAAAAAAGUGUCGAAGAGCAACUGGGUACAGUUACAAUAAGAGUACCAGCGAAAAUAAAUAAACCUGCUAACCUGAAAAUAGUACAUAGGAGACCUACAGGAUUUAUUAGAACUCCUCUAGAGAUAGAUAGUUCUUUUAACCAACAAACAAGCGAAGAUGAUGAAGACGACGAGACAUCUAAUCUGAAUUCUAUUGAGGAAAUACCUGGUAAUAUUAUAGCAUGCCUACACGGUACUGAUAACAAAAAUAAUCAGUUUGAUGAUUGUGUUUGUAUAGAUUGUCCUAAUUAUACCAAAUUUCAGGGACAUAACAAUAAUCAAGUAAAAGACCAUCAAGAAUUUUGCCGAAAAAGAGGUGCUAAUGGUGAUGAUGAAUCUUGUAUCGAGGAGCGUGAAAAUACUUCUGAAACUAAUGAUGAAAGUGAUCCAGAUAAUAGCGAACAUGAAUUUUCAAACAAAGAAAGAUCAAGUAAUCAAUCUGAUAAUGAUUCUAAUGAAUAUCAAGGGUUAGAUUCAUCUGAUAUCAAUUAUGAUCAUCGAAGAGAGGUUAACCUCAUACAAAUGCCUGAUGGAGCUAGAGAUGAAAACUGCGAUAAUGAUUCUGGAAGUACUCCUUCAAAUGAAUCUGACGAGAAAAUCUCUGAAGAAUAUGCAAGAGUGGAAAGCGAGGAAGAUGGUUCUAGAAUUAGUCCUAUUUCUGACGAGUUUAGUAAUAAUUCUAGAAUCAGUUCUACUUCUGACGAGUCUAGUGAUGAAAGUUCUCAAGAUCGUUCAGAAUUAUAUAAAGAAAGUCUUACUGUACUUACUAGCGACAAAGGAGAAGAUACUGUUUCUGGAACCAUUCAUACUUCUGGGGACUUCGCUGAAAUAGAUUCUCAAGAGAUAGAAUCAGAGGACGCACAUCAAAGCCCUCCUGAAUGUCUAGAUCAGAAAAGUAAAAUAAAAUGGGAUAUUGCUGCUUCUAGAUUAGAAUUACAUCAAGAACAUGCCAUACCAAGAGGCUUAUCUCAGAUUUCUACUGACCCUACAGGUUCUACAAAUGAUAAAAAUAAAGAUGCAGAUUCUGGAAGUAUUCAUACUUCCGAGGAUUCUUCUGAUGAAAGUUCAGAAGUAGCAUCAGUCAAAAGUGAAAGUUCAACUAUAUCCACAGGGGUGCCAAGUCUAGAUAUUAAAGGUAUUUUUCAAGAUCCCAUAUAUCUAGGAGGGUCUAACGAAAGUGUAGGCAGAACUAACGAUUCUAGUUCUGGAAGCAGUCUUAUUUUGGAAGAAUCUAGUGAAAAACCUAAAAUUAAGAAACAAUUGGAACCAUCUACUAUAGAUAAUAAAAGCGACAAAGCUGAUUCUUCUAAAGAACAUGCUAAAGAUAGAAAGGCAGUUACUUUAGUUGAAGAUGAAAAAGUAGCUGCUUUAAUUGAAAAUAAACCUAAGAAUAUGAAAAUUCUAAAACGGAGUCCUACAGGUUUUAUCAGAACUGUUCAGGAAUACUAUAUUGAAAGAAGAAAAAAAUUGAAAGGACCUGCUAGGUUUGCUUUCCAGUGUGAUUCUUUCAUCAUCAGAGAUUAUUGGAAGAAGUCGAAGCCUGCUAUAAAGAGUAUUCCAGUGGGAGGUCCUCCACCUCCAUUACCUAAAAGGCUCAAAAGAAAGUGAUAAUAAUUGGUUCAGAAUGAAUUUUGAAAAGAGCAAUUUUUUUAGUCCAAGCAGUUAAUUUGAGCUUAUUUAAUGCAAUUACGAUUAUUACCAUUUUGAAAAUAAAAUAUAUAUUUUGAAAGG